GGAGGCGGCCAGGGGAGGGCUCUGCUCUGGGCAGCCUCCCCCUCCCCCUCGCCCAGCCUGGAGUACUGAGCACAGAGGGACAGAGCCCCCAGAAAUGUUGCGCUCUGGACGCAGGCCCUGGGCCCUGCCCUUCCUCUGCCUCUGCGUUGUGGUCCUGGCCUGCGUUGUGGAAUGCCAGAAAAAAGUGUUUGCUGGAACCCUGAGCCCCCCACCAGAGCUGGUGAGUAGUUCCUGGAACCAGGUGCGGAGCAGAAUGACGAAGUUGCUGGAACCGCUGGUGACAAGAACUAGAGAGAAGUGGCAGUGGUUCCAGGUCCCCAGGACUUUCCAGGGCUUUGUGCAGACAUACUAUGACGACCACCUGAGGGACCUGGUUCCUCGCACCCAGGCCUGGCUUUGGAGCUCCAAGGACAGCCUCCUGAAAACGGCUCACAACCUGUGUCCCCAGUUUCUCUGUCAGGACAGAAACCAGCACUAAAGCGUUCACAGCCUCCACAAUAAAGAAAUUCUUCUCUGUG
Messenger RNA from Rhinolophus ferrumequinum (greater horseshoe bat), 518 nucleotides. RefSeq names its product apolipoprotein C4 (gene APOC4). NCBI's taxonomy places the organism in Eukaryota, Metazoa, Chordata, Mammalia, Chiroptera, Rhinolophidae. The coding region runs from base 95 to 478 and encodes 127 amino acids. The record is from RefSeq and is a predicted model, not a curated record. Gene Ontology annotation, biological process: positive regulation of triglyceride storage; triglyceride homeostasis. Gene Ontology annotation, cellular component: very-low-density lipoprotein particle; high-density lipoprotein particle. The transcript has 3 exons.